AUGCUUUUAUCUGCCAACAGGAAUCUCUUUUGCCUUAUCCAGACUGGCAUUCACUUUGCUUUUGUGCAGAUCCCUACUUCUGGAAAUUCAGAAAUUGGAGAGAGUGCAGAUUAUUCCUUUGUGGAAAAGAACACAUCUGAAAGUGACAAUGAUGAAGUUGAUGGCAACAAUAUAUGUGGUUUCAGAAAGAAAAAGGGAGUCAAAGGUCCUACAAAGUUCAUUCCUCCUUUAGAAAAUGAGAAGAUGGAGCUGUCCCACACCUCAAAAAUCCCAGAUCCUUGUCCCCUUCAAGGAACCACCGGUUACUCAGAAGCACCACCAAAUCAAUCUCUUCAAAACCUGACUAGCUUUCCUCCAGUACAAAAAGACAGAGGGAGUUGUGACAGUUCCCAUACUGGCAGUGAUAUGAAAGAAGACAUGUCUGGAGAAACUCAAGCAAUCCAGGAAAAUGUUGACUCUGGGAAAAGAGUAAUAGGAAAAAUGCGUGAAGAAAUAGAUACAGCAGCUAAAACAGAGCAGCCCAUGGGUAUGCAACCCACGAGGAGCAUCAGGAAAGCUGGGUGCACAGAGGCAGCACGCAGAGAGGGUAGUGAGAAGGAAGAGAGUAAGCCAAAAGGACGGGGUAGGAUGGAAGAAAAAGAUAUCAACUUUCACGUGACAAAGACGGGCUCCCUAGGCAGUAUUGUAACCACACAGGGAAGUGGUACUGCAGAGUCCUUCACAGGGGCACCUGACAUUUCAAAACGAAGUCUGAGAGAGUUGAAAAACCUGCUGAGUGAAGGCCCGCUGCCUGCUCAUGGGCCCAGCUACAGUGGCAAGGCAGGUGGCACUUUUUCUCAGAAAAAUUCAAAGCCCCGGGAGAAAACAGCUGACAAGCAGGGCCGACCCUUCGAGACUUUUAGUCCCCAUUUUGGAGAGGAGAAUCGAAAGUACCACAGCUUCCAUAAGGAGGGAGUGGGGCAGCAGAGCAAACCUCUCCUGGUCCUCAGCGCUGCCGGGUCUGAUCAGCAACAACCAGUGGGAAGUGACAUGGAUCAACUUAUCCUGGGACUACCAGCAGCUUCUACACAUGCAGAAAGCACACCUCCUGAGAUUCAGUUUGACUCCUCUGCAGGCCACGCCGCAUCCAGCGGAGAGCCUGAUGUAAACGGCCUCGGAGGUCCAACUCUCCUUCACCUGUUCUCUCAUAUUGAAUUUAUUAAGCAGCAGAUGGCCAGGGACAACGUACAGUUUGUCAGAUUUGAAUCAAUAGACCUCCAUGGUGUGUCAAGAUCAAAGAAUGUUCCUUCUCGCUUUUUCCACGAGAAAGCAAUUAAUGGUGUUGCCAUGCCCAGAAGUUACCUUGAACUGACGCUGAAUCCUAAAGAUAAUGAAUUAGAUUACAUAAAUGCAACCAAUUUUAAUUGUGACAUAAUCCUGAACCCUGAUUUAUCAACAUUUCGAAUACUACCCUGGACUGAGCAGACUGCAAGAGUGAUAUGUGAUUCCUUCACUGUGAUGGGCAACCCGCUAAUGACCUCACCGAGGCACAUUGCCAAGAAACAGCUGAGCCAGCUUCAGGACAAUGGCUUUUCUCUGCACUCUGCCUUCACUUACGAAUUUUGUAUUUAUGGCAUUACUGAAGUCGUAAAUUCAAAGACAAUAUCCUUUCCUGCAGCCACGAUACUAAAUAACCACGACCAGACUUUCAUUCAGGAGCUCAUAGAAGGAAUGUAUUAUGCUGGUGCCAACAUUGAAAGCUUUUCUUCUUCCAGUGGGCCUGGGCAAAUGGAGAUCACUUUUCAUCCAGCGUUUGGCAUAGAUGCUGCUGACAGUGCCUUCACAUUUAGAACAGGCAUUAAAGAGGUGGCUAAGAAGUAUAACUAUGUGGCUAGCUUUUUCUCAGAAUCAGGAUUCUACAAUUCAGGGGCUCUGUCACACAGCCUGUGGGAUUUGAAUGGCCAGAAGAAUCUGUUUUCUGUUGGUUAUGGAGUUGAGGAGCUCUCAGAUAUUGGGAAAAAUUGGUUAUCAGGUCUCUUGGCGCACACAGCAGCUAUCAGCUGCUUGAUGGCUCCUACCACCAGCUGCCGUAAGCCUUAUUCUAAAUACAGUAAAGAAUCAAAAGAGACUGUAAAUGCAAAAUGGGCAUAUAAUGAUAACAGCUGUGCCUUUAAUGUCAAAUGUCAUGGUGGAAAAGGCACUCACAUAGAGAAUAAAUUAAGUUCUGCUACAGCAAACCCCUACCUGGUGCUUGCUGCUACUAUUGCUGCGGGUCUAGAUGGAGUAAAGAGAGGACUUAGGUAUGAUGAUAUGCUCCAAGAAGAAAAUCACACUGCUGAUCCGAAACAUUCAACAGUGCCUCUGAAACUAGAAGAUGCUCUUGUGGCACUUGAGAAAGAUUCGUGUAUUAAGGAAGCAUUAGGUGAAACUUUUAUCCGAUACUUCAUUGCCAUGAAACAUUAUGAGUUAGAAACUGAAGAAUUGGAUAGCGAAAGGAAUAAAUGCCUGGGGUAUUUUAUUUAGAAGGAACACCCUUCUGUAGUGAUGCUGUGUAAAUGCAUACAGUGAAUGGCUAAGAAUCUUGAAAUUAGUAAAUAUAUUUAAAAAUGUU
Messenger RNA from Athene cunicularia (burrowing owl), 2590 nucleotides. RefSeq names its product lengsin, lens protein with glutamine synthetase domain (gene LGSN). The transcript has 4 exons. Gene Ontology annotation, cellular component: cytoplasm; membrane. Gene Ontology annotation, molecular function: glutamine synthetase activity. NCBI's taxonomy places the organism in Eukaryota, Metazoa, Chordata, Aves, Strigiformes, Strigidae. The coding region runs from base 1 to 2502 and encodes 833 amino acids. The record is from RefSeq and is a predicted model, not a curated record.